GUGCUGCAGUGGGUUGUCGGCAUCAACGAGGAUGCCAUCUAUGGGGAUUGUACCGACGACACCUAUGACGUCCAUGUGUACUUCCGCUGUCUCACAGGCGAGGACGGCAGACGAUGCAGCCACUUUGAUCUUCUUCUCCCGUAUUCCGAAGGCGAUGAGCAGAUCGGAAUGGUGAUCCCCGUGCCGCCUACAGUGAAGCCCGCCCCUGUUUGUGAAAUGUACAAUGAUCGCUUUCCUGGCCAGCAGAUGGAACCGAUGAACGACAAGCCUGAGGAGCAGAAUCAGGAGAACGUUUUGCAGGGGGAUGAAGUUGAGACGAUGGCCCCGCAGAUCACGGAGGAGCAGAAGGACAAACAGGCCGAGUCCCAGGAGCAGAGAGGGGAGCAGAUAAAGGAGGGAACGGCCAACAGCGAGUCCCCGGAACAGGGCGAGGAGCCGCCGAUGCCUGCGGAGACCCCGAAGCUACUGACGGAGAAUCGCCAGGAUGAGAAUGCAGAGAAAAAGGAGGAGGACACUGAGACCAAAGGUGAGGCCAAGAACGAGCUCCCGCAGCAGAGGCAGAAUCAGCAGGUGGACAUCCCAGACAAGAAUAAGGAUGAGGCAGGUGAGACCAGUCAUCAGGGGCUUGAACAGCAGCAAGAGCAGGCUGACAAGCAGUUGCAUGAUGAGCAGAGGGAAGUUGAGGAACUGGAGGAAGAGGACAAGGGCGAGGGAGGGGAGGAGCAUCAGGAAAGCAACAAAGAGGAGCAGCGGCAGGAAAACAACCAGGGGCUGCAAGAAAAGAGUCAGGGAGGGAAGGAGCAGGAGCAGGAACUCAGUGAGGAAGCGGAGGCAGAUGAAAAAGGCGAGGGCGAGGAGAAGGAGCAGGAAGUUGAUGCUGAACAGGAGGAAGAUGAUGAGGGCGAAGGAGAGGAGGAGGAGGAGGAGGAGGAGGAUGAGGAGGAGCAGGAGAAGGAGGAGGAGGAGGAGGAGGAGGAGGAGGAGGAUGAGAAGGAGGAGGAGGAGGAGGAGCAGGAAGAUGACGAAGGUGAACAAGCAGAGGAGGAGGAGGUGCACGAAGUCGAUCCGGAAGUGGAGCCAGAUGAGGAGUCGAGACCUGCCAACAUGGAGACCAUGCUUUCCAUUGGCAAAAUGGAGAUCCUUCAGAGCAUCUUCCAGGGAGAGAAAACGUUGGAGAUCCGCAACCGGCAACUACGGCCUGGCCGCACCUGGGUGUGUCUCAAGGACCGAGUCUACGGCACCGUGGAUGUGGGCAAGCCCUUCCGCAUCUCUGACCCGAAGUUAUGGAAAGCCAGGAAAGCUGACCACUGCGUGCAGAGCAACGUGCCAAUGUACGGAGAGAAGACGUGGGCCAACCCCGUGUCCAACCCUCGUAAGCUCCCAAAGCCUCUUGCCUUUUAUCGCAAACACGGGGCCAUCGGCUCUGUCAAGUACAGGCCAGCGGAGGGAGCCAAGAACAAGAAGGAAGACAAGAAGGGUGAGGAGACGAACGAGGAAGGUGACCAGUCUCAAAGCACCACUUCGGCGUCCGCUCCCAAGAAGUAUGCCGUGGCCACUCUGUCCCGCACCCUCAUGGACAGAGUGCGGGAGGCAGCCAAUCAGAAGCUGAAGAGCUUCGAGCUCCUCACCACCAGCAGAUACACUGCUGGUGGUGAGAUGCUUCUGGUGCAGACCAAGACGGAUAACAAGGUGGCUAUCCAGGCCUCGCUUGUGCAGCACAGGCGGCUGACGACCACCUGGGAGCUCACCAAGGCUGCUGCCUACAAGCAGGCCACGGCACCCGAACAGACGGCGUGGAAAGCCAGGUUGCACCAACACCUGGCCGUCUACAGCUGUCGGCUCAGCAACCUCCGAGCCCCGUCGACAAAUAUACGACUUCGGGGCGGCCACGGCUGCAGGAGGACGGUGGCCGUGGAAUCCGAUGUCGUGGAGGAGGAAGCCACUCCGAAGGCAGAGAUCCCCGCUCUCAGCCUCCGGGACACAGCUCGCUACUUUUUGCAGCGUCUGUCGGAGGCAGAUCGAGGGAAGCUGAGCGCUAACGUCAAAGGGCUGAAUGGCUGCGAAAUCAAGCUGGGCAGCACUUGCUCAGGGACAGAUGUGUGCACGAACGUGUUCAAGCACACGCUGCAGUUCCUGGCCGAGCAACACCAGGUCUCCAUCAGCGUCAAACAUGUGCUGGCAGUGGAGCUGGAUAAAGGCAAGCGCGAUUUUCUGAUGCGCGCACACAAGCCCACCUUCUGCCUUUUCGAAACGGUGGACAUGUUCGCCAAGGGCAAGACUGCAUUCUGCCACACGUGCCGGCGAGUACACGAGGCGCCUGACGUCGACGUUCUUGUGGUCGGCUCCAGCUGCAAGUCCAUUUCAAGGAUGAACAACUCGCGGACAGACUACCAGGAUUGCUACCAGAAAGGCAAGGGCUGUUCUGGGAGCACGUACCAGAAUGGUGUCCUGCAAGCGAGCAAAGAGUUGGCUCCAGCCCUUCUCUUCUUUGAGCAAGUCGUAGGCAUUUUGGAUUCGCCGGUGCAGAAGAACGGCAAGAGAAAGACUCCUUUGGUCCAGGCCGGUCGGGGAACAUGA
Molecule: messenger RNA, 2577 nt
Organism: Symbiodinium sp. CCMP2592
Lineage: Eukaryota; Dinophyceae; Suessiales; Symbiodiniaceae
Source: the annotation of a GenBank genome assembly